GUCGACAUCAACCUGUCCCACAAAUCAGAACAAAAUGGUGCAGAACAAGAUCACUGAAGUUACCGGAUUCCAUCGCUCUUUUAAGGGCCAAAAUCCCUUUGAAUCUGAGGAAUUUUCCAAAACAGGAUCCCAUCUCCUUGAAUCUGCCUUCGAUUUUGAUUGUUCCACCCGACCUGACAUGCUAUCCAGCCAGCCCAUCGACAUCCCAGAUGCCAAAAAGAGACACAAGAAGAAAAAGAGAUGCAGGGCAACAGACAGCUUCUCAGGGCGAUUUGAGGAUGUAUAUAAACUGCAAGAUGAGGUGCUGGGAGAAGGGGCCUAUGCCAGAGUCCAGACCUGCAUCAACCAAAUCACCCACAAAGAAUAUGCUGUGAAGAUCAUUGAGAAAAGGCCAGGACACAGCAGGAGUCGUGUUUUCAGAGAGGUGGAAAUGCUGUACCAGUGUCAGGGCCACAGAAAUAUUCUGGAGCUGGUGGAGUUCUUUGAGGAGGAGGACAAGUUUUACCUUGUGUUUGAGAAGCUGAGAGGAGGUUCAGUCUUGGCCCACAUUCACAAGAGGAGAUACUUCAGCGAGCAGGAAGCUAGCAUUGUGGUGCAGGACAUUGCGAGUGCGCUGGACUUCCUUCACAAUAAAGGAAUGGCCCACAGAGACCUGAAGCCUGAAAACAUCUUGUGUGAGCACGGGGACAGGAUUUCGCCUGUGAAGAUUUGUGAUUUUGAUCUAGGCAGCGGAAUUAAACUCAAUAGUGACCGUUCGCCCAUCUCCACUCCAGAGCUCCUUACUCCAUGUGGAUCUGCUGAAUACAUGGCGCCGGAAGUUGUGGAAGCCUUCAAUGAGGAGGCGACCAUCUACGAUAAGCGCUGUGACCUGUGGAGCCUGGGUGUCAUCCUCUACAUCAUGCUGAGCGGUUACCCUCCCUUCGUUGGCCACUGUGGAAGCGACUGUGGAUGGGAGAAUGGAGACCCUUGUCAUGCAUGUCAGAACACUUUGUUUGAAAGCAUCCAAGAGGGCAAGUAUGAAUUUCCAGAGAAAGAGUGGGCUCACAUUUCCUCAAGUGCCAAAGACCUCAUUUCCAAAUUGCUUGUGCGAGACGCCAAGAAGCGUCUUAGCGCUGCUCAGGUUCUCCAGCACCCCUGGGUACGAGGGGGUGCCUUUGACUGUCUCCCUUCUUCUAUCCUGCUUCCAAGGAACAGCAGCACUAAGGACCUGACGUUCUUUGCAGGCAAGGCUGUUGCCAUGAACCGGCAACUAGCUGAGCAAGACGACCUGGAAGAACAGCAGCUUCAGGACUCGCCUCAGGUCGUCACAGCCAGUGCCACCUCCAUGCGCCUCUCCCCUCCCUCCAACUCUAAACUGGCCAAGCGCAGACAGAGGAGUAGCCUGCUGAAAGGAGCACCUGUGUCUGCCUCCGAGCUCAGGCAGCUCCUGGCACCGCUGGUCAUUGUGGGAGACUGUGUUUAAUCAGUUGGGCUGGGCUCCCCGUGAACAAUUUUCCAAUUUCAAAUGGACAAAGUAUCUGCUACCUUUUGUGCAAAAUCCUCUCCAUUUCUUCUGCCCACUUGAAUGGGACCCAGCCCUUUUCUAAAUGAUGGUUCAGUUUGUGCCUGUUGCAAAUCCAGUUUGCUCCAGCAAGAGCUCCUACAGCACUUUGAUCAACUCGACAGCAUGGCAAUUACGAGCUCAAGGCGAAUGAACUGGACUCCGUUUAGGAUAGAAAUUGGGUUACACAAGCCAUUCAGAAAUUAAAGGUAGAGCGUAAAAUACCAGCUCAGACACCAAAGGUCUAAUACCUCCCACCUCCUUCCCAAACCUCUUUUUGUGCUGCUUCCACGUUACAACUGGAUCCACUGUGAAUUUUCUCUAUGAGAGAUACAACUGCAUUUGUUUUUCAAGGAUUGUUCUUCCUGUAUGUGUUUGUGUGCAUAUAUCCCCCUCCCCUUCAGCAGAUACUGAAGAUACUGGUAUAUGCUUAUGCAACCCUGAUGAAGGCUAUUAUGACUUGCAUUACUUUAGCAGAGAUCUUGUAUAAGUGGAGCGAAGCUCUGAUAAUAGUGCCUCGCCUAAUUUAAUGCAUCAAUGUCCUUCCCCCACAGCCUUUUAAUAGCGACAAGAAAAUCCCCUGACUGACCGUUAGGAAUAGCUAGUUUUUUCUUUGUUAUUCAAGCACUUCCAGACUGUGUCAUUAAAGUUAGACUAUCCCAGCAGUCUGCUUUCAAGACAUGGGUUCCCCUAGUUGAGGAACCAGUAAAUGCAUUUGAUUUAGGGUGUAUAGAAGGUUUUCGCAUUGCAAGACUCAAAUUGGAAUUGCAGCAUCUGGUGCAUCCAAAACCGAUGUCUAGGAAACUCCUAACGUUUCCUGUAAAUUUCACCAAAACCGAAUCAAUAACCAUUAAGAGUGACUAUAAACCUUUCCGUAUCAGAGCGUUUAGGCUUCGAGCUUGUACCCCACUUCAUGUUUAUAGAAAUAUCGAACUGUCAGAUUGUGGAUGCCACCAAAAAGCAACUAUAUAAAUAUUAAGAUGGGAGGGAGAGAUUAUUUUCAAGUAACCUAAAACUAAAAAAAAAAAAAAAAAAAGCAUUCCAGGAAAAAAAUAUAUAUAUAAAAACUAAACAAAAAAAGUCUUCCAAGAAAAUGUAGCUGUAUAAGUGAAAUGGUCUAAGAAAGUUUACUUGUUUUUCUUUUUUAUAUACGUUAAUGGUUGACUCCAGUACAGAGUGUGCCACACUGUUUCAAACGUUGAGCUUUCUUUAACUUUUUAUUGAAAGAAUAUUAUUUUUAUGCAGGUGCUGUUCAAGUGGAAUGUUUUCCUUUUUUAUAGUUUUGUUACUUUAUUCAUGUUGGUGUAUAUGCUGUAAAGAGUGAGAAGAGUGAAUGUGAGUGGAGUUAGGGGGAGAAAGGAAGGAAAAAAGAGAGGGCGUCAUCUUGUCUGUACAGAUCUGAUGUUGUACUGUUUUUGUUCAUGAUUUGGAAAUGGCUUCAGGGUUGUUUAAACUCCCCUUUUCUCUCCGAAAUGAUUGGUGGCUUGAUCGUUUUAGUAAGAUGCAUCAGCUAUAGCCAAAGUGCACUCGUUUCUAAAAUUGAAUGCACUGUGGUAUCUGGUAGUGCUGAUCUUGAAUCCGCUUUAGCCAGUUCAGAAGACACCGCAUACUUGGUUGAGCUGAGCACAGACCAUCAUUCCCUCUCUGAGGUGCAUGAAGCAUUUGAGUCCAGAUGUCUGGAUUCAGAUUAAGUCUUUAUAAAUUCUGCAAGCAUUAAUGUCACCAGUGGGAGUUUAAAUCACCCAAGCAUAUAUUGAAUGUUUUCAGAGUCACCUCUUCUGUCGUGUUGCUCUGAGAUGCUUUGAGAAACCUAAUGGCAGUCCUUGAUUUUGAAGGGCCCAUUGUGCUGAUUAUUAUGACACUGAUUGUAACCUUUGUUUUUGUCUUUCUUUCUUUAAGAAUCUUUUUACAGAUGCAACUUUGUGGGUUUUUUAUGUCUUAUAGUAAGACUUGAAUUGUAUGUGCAAAAGUUUCCUCAUGUUUUGUUCAGGAAACUUCUUUUGCUAUAAUAUACAAAUGGCAAACAACAAUGUUCAUAAGCUGAGAUUUAAAGCAGUUUUUUUUCUGGAAAGUACCAUUUCCACCACUUCUGUUCAGUGUUUUAUCUUUCUCCUUGGCUUUGGUAUAUUGCAGAAAUCCCAAGUGUUUGGGUUUGUAUUUUCUGAAGAGUCUGUGGCGCUUGGCUGGUCCUCUAAAGUCCCUGUGCCUCGGACAAAAGAUUCACCACUCUUUUACCCAUAUUAUAGUUAUGGGUUGCCUUGAAUUAACAGAUCUGACUUGGAUUCUCAAAAAGGGGGAUGUAGAAAGUUCUCAUUCAAUGUUCCUGUUUUACACAGCCCAAUAUUAGCCAUUACAAACCAGUGUAAAUUAUCAUAAUAUGAAGUUUCUUGGUUUUCUUUUUCCCCAAUUCAAAGUUUAUUGGGAUAAUAGUAUUCAGACGCACAAUUGUUUUUAUAUAUAUCUAUAUCUUAAUGUGACCCUCUAGUUUGAAGGCUAUUGUUUUGGGGGUGUUGUCAGCAACACUUAUUAAGAGCACUGUUUGUCCAUUUCCAAAUUCAAAACUUUGUCAAAUAAUAACUGGGGGGAAAAUCUGAAAUGGGGGUCACGUUUAGGGGCAACAGGUAUUGAUUUAAAAAGCACUUUACUGUACAAUGUGGCUGACUGCAGUUCACACGAAGCUAAAUUUAUGACUGUUGUAACAGAAUUUUGUAUCGUUUUGUACAAAUCAAACCAACAAAAACGCAAUAAAAUGCUUUGAACAGUG
Carassius carassius (crucian carp) is the source of this 4304-nucleotide messenger RNA. RefSeq names its product MAP kinase-interacting serine/threonine-protein kinase 2-like. Bases 35 to 1462 code for a protein of 475 amino acids. The record is from RefSeq and is a predicted model, not a curated record. Gene Ontology annotation, molecular function: calcium-dependent protein serine/threonine kinase activity; ATP binding; calcium/calmodulin-dependent protein kinase activity. Gene Ontology annotation, cellular component: cytoplasm; nucleus. The transcript is spliced from 13 exons. Lineage: Eukaryota; Metazoa; Chordata; Actinopteri; Cypriniformes; Cyprinidae. Gene Ontology annotation, biological process: intracellular signal transduction; peptidyl-serine phosphorylation; protein autophosphorylation.